This is a messenger RNA of Closterium sp. Naga37s-1, 828 nucleotides long. Lineage: Eukaryota; Viridiplantae; Streptophyta; Zygnematophyceae; Desmidiales; Closteriaceae. The record is from the annotation of a GenBank genome assembly.
AUGGCUGGGCGCGGGCUAGGUACGGGGCCGGGCGCUGGGCGAGAAACAGGGCCGGGCGCUGGGCAGGAGUGGGGCCGGGUGCUGGGCAGGUACUGGGCCGAGCGCUGGGCAGGUACGGGGCCGGGCGCUGGGCUAGGAACGGGGCCGGGCGCUGGGCAGGUACGGGGCCGGGCGCUGGGCGAGGGACGAGGCCGGGCGCUGGGCAGGUACGGGGCCGGGCGCUGGGCAGGUACGGGGCCGGGCGCUGGGCAGGUACGGGGCCGGGCGCUGGGCAGGUACGGGGCCGGGCGCUGGGCAGGUACGGGACCGGGCGCUGGGCAGGUACAGGGCCGGGCGCUGGGCAGGUACGGGGCCGGACGCUGGGCAGGUACGGGGCCGGGCGCUGGGCAGGUACGGGGGCGGGCGCAGGGCAGGUACGGGGCCGGGCUCUGGGCAGGUACGGGGCCGGGCGCUGGGCAGGUACGGGGCCGGGCGCUGGGCAGGUACGGGGUCGGGCGCUGGGCAGGUACGGGGCCGGGCGCUGGGCAGGUACGGGGCCGGACGCAGGGCAGGUACGGGGCCAGGCUCUGGGCAGGUACGGGGCCGGGCGCUGGGCAGGUACGGGGCCGGGCGCUGGGCAGGUACGGGGCCGGGCUCUGGGCAGGUACGGGGCCGGGCGCUGGGCAGGUACGGGGCCGGGCGCUGGGCAGGUACGGGGUCGGGCGCUGGGCAGGUACGGGGCCGGGCGCUGGGCAGGUACGGGGCCGGGCGUUGGGCGCGGAACGGAGGCCGGGCGCGAGGCUAGGUACGGGCCGAUCGCUGGCUAAGUACGGGCCGGGCGCGGGCUAG